UUUGAAGUGCCCUCCGUUAAUUUGGAUGGAUCUAAACCUGCCCCCCAUUCAAGACCCCUCCACCCGCUCCUUCUGAUCCUGCCAUUGGCUCUUCUUGACUUUAAUUAGUAUCUAGGAAAGUCUCAACUUUGGACCUACCUCCUUUUUUGAUACUUAUUUUUGUACUUUUGCUCUCUGGGAUUGGUUUCUUACACAAAUUGGAUCCUUUUUAAUAUGUCAAAAUGAGUCUGCUGUUUACACAACUACUGCUCUGUGGAUUUAUCUAUGGUCGGGUGGAUGGAUCUCGUCUUCGCCAGGAAGAUUUCCCGCCACGGAUUGUGGAGCACCCAUCUGAUGUCAUUGUCUCUAAGGGAGAGCCCACCACUCUGAACUGUAAGGCCGAGGGCCGGCCGACACCCACCAUCGAAUGGUACAAGGAUGGUGAGCGGGUGGAGACCGAUAAGGAUGACCCCCGGUCCCACAGGAUGCUGCUGCCCAGUGGCUCCCUGUUCUUCCUGCGCAUUGUCCAUGGACGCCGAAGUAAACCGGACGAAGGGAGCUACGUUUGCGUUGCCAGGAACUAUCUUGGAGAAGCUGUGAGUCGAAAUGCGUCUCUGGAAGUGGCAUUGUUGCGAGAUGACUUUCGGCAAAACCCCACAGAUGUUGUUGUGGCAGCUGGAGAGCCUGCAAUCUUGGAGUGCCAGCCUCCCAGGGGACACCCAGAACCCACCAUCUACUGGAAAAAAGACAAAGUUCGAAUCGAUGACAAGGAAGAAAGAAUAAGUAUUCGUGGUGGCAAAUUGAUGAUCUCCAAUACCAGGAAGAGUGAUGCAGGCAUGUAUACCUGUGUCGGGACCAAUAUGGUGGGAGAAAGAGAUAGUGACCCAGCAGAACUGACUGUCUUUGAACGACCCACAUUUCUCAGGAGGCCAAUUAACCAGGUGGUAUUGGAGGAAGAAGCUGUAGAGUUUCGGUGCCAAGUUCAAGGAGAUCCUCAACCAGCUGUGAGGUGGAAAAAAGAUGAUGCAGACUUGCCAAGAGGAAGGUAUGACAUCAAAGAUGACUACACUCUGAGAAUUAAGAAGGCCCUGAGUACAGAUGAAGGAACCUAUAUGUGCAUUGCUGAGAAUCGGGUAGGAAAAGUGGAAGCCUCUGCUACCCUCACAGUCCGAGCUCGCCCUGUUGCUCCUCCACAGUUUGUGGUUAGGCCAAGAGAUCAGAUUGUUGCUCAAGGUCGAACAGUGACAUUUCCCUGUGAAACUAAAGGAAACCCACAGCCAGCUGUUUUUUGGCAGAAAGAAGGCAGCCAGAACCUACUUUUUCCAAACCAGCCCCAGCAGCCCAAUAGUAGAUGUUCGGUGUCGCCAACUGGAGAUCUCACCAUUACCAACAUCCAGCGCUCGGACGCGGGGUACUACAUCUGCCAGGCCCUAACUGUGGCUGGGAGCAUUUUAGCAAAAGCUCAACUGGAGGUUACUGAUGUUCUGACAGAUAGACCUCCACCUAUAAUCCUUCAAGGCCCAGUAAACCAGUCUCUAGGAGUCGAUGGUACAGCCUUACUGAAAUGUAAAGCCACUGGUGAUCCUCUUCCUGUAAUUAGUUGGUUAAAGGAAGGAUUUACUUUUCUGGGUAGAGAUCCAAGAGCAUCCAUCCAAGAGCAAGGAACGCUGCAGAUUAAGAAUUUACGGAUUUCUGAUACUGGCACUUACACUUGUGUGGCUACAAGUUCAAGUGGAGAAACCUCCUGGAGUGCAGUGUUGGAUGUGACAGAAUCUGGAGCAACAAUCAGUAAAAGUUAUGAUUUAAGUGACCUGCCAGGUCCACCAUCUAAACCACAAGUCACGGAUGUGACAAAGAACAGUGUCACCUUGUCGUGGCAAGCAGGUACCCCCGGAGCUCUUCCUGCAAGUGCAUAUAUCAUUGAGGCUUUCAGCCAAUCAGUGAGCAACAGCUGGCAGACAGUGGCCAAUCAUGUAAAGACUACCUUAUAUACUGUGAGAGGACUACGGCCCAAUACCAUCUAUUUGUUCAUGGUCAGAGCAAUCAACUCCCAAGGUCUGAGUGACCCAAGCCCAAUGUCAGAUCCUGUGCGGACGCAAGAUAUCAGCCCACCGGCGCAAGGAGUGGAUCACAGACAAGUACAGAAGGAACUGGGAGAUGUCAUUGUUCGUCUUCACACUCCCGUUGUCCUUACCCCCACGAAUGUCCAAGUCACGUGGACUGUGGAUCGUCAGCCUCAGUUUAUUCAAGGAUACCGAGUGAUGUAUCGUCAGACUUCAGGCCUGCAAGCUACAACUUCAUGGCAGAAUUUAGAUGCCAAAGUCCCUACUGAACGGAGUGCUGUUUUAGUCAAUCUCAAAAAGGGUGUGACCUAUGAAAUUAAAGUUCGACCAUAUUUUAAUGAGUUCCAAGGAAUGGAUAGUGAAUCCAAAACAGUUCGAACUACUGAAGAAGCCCCAAGUGCCCCUCCACAAUCUGUCACUGUGCUGACAGUUGGAAGCCAAAAUAGCACAAGCAUUAGUGUUUCCUGGGAUCCUCCUCCUCCAGACCACCAGAAUGGAAUUAUCCAAGAAUACAAGAUCUGGUGUCUGGGAAAUGAAACACGAUUCCAUAUCAACAAAACUGUGGAUGCAGCCAUUCGGUCUGUAAUAAUUGGUGGAUUAUUCCCAGGAAUUCAGUACCGGGUAGAGGUGGCAGCCAGUACAAGUGCUGGGGUUGGAGUAAAAAGUGAACCGCAGCCAAUAAUAAUUGGGGGACGUAAUGAAGUUGUCAUUACUGAGAACAACAACAGCAUAACUGAACAAAUCACUGAUGUCGUAAAGCAACCAGCCUUUAUAGCUGGUAUUGGUGGUGCCUGCUGGGUAAUUUUGAUGGGAUUUAGCAUCUGGUUGUACUGGCGAAGAAAGAAGAGAAAGGGUCUCAGUAAUUAUGCUGUUACAUUUCAAAGAGGGGAUGGAGGACUAAUGAGCAAUGGAAGCCGUCCAGGUCUUCUAAAUUCUGGCGAUCCCAGUUAUCCUUGGCUUGCUGAUUCGUGGCCAGCCACGAGCUUGCCAGUAAACAACAGCAACAGUGGACCCAGUGAAAUCGGGAAUUUUGGGCGAGGAGAUGUACUGCCACCAGUUCCAGGCCAAGGGGAUAAAACAGCAACAAUGCUCUCAGAUGGCGCCAUUUAUAGCAGCAUUGACUUCACUACCAAAACAACGUACAACAGUUCCAGCCAAAUAACACAGGCCACCCCAUAUGCCACGACACAGAUCUUGCAUUCCAAUAGCAUCCAUGAACUGGCUGUUGAUCUGCCUGAUCCACAAUGGAAAAGUUCUGUCCAGCAGAAAACCGAUCUGAUGGGAUUUGGUUAUUCUCUGCCUGAUCAGAACAAAGGUAACAAUGCCUUACUUUACAUCCCUGACUACCGAUUGGCUGAGGGAUUGUCUAAUAGAAUGCCACACAACCAGUCACAGGAUUUCAGCACCACCAGCUCUCACAACAGCUCAGAAAGGAGUGGCAGUCUUUCAGGUGGAAAAGGUGGAAAAAAGAAGAAAAAUAAAAACUCUUCGAAACCACAGAAGAACAAUGGAUCAACCUGGGCCAAUGUUCCUCUACCUCCUCCCCCAGUUCAGCCCCUUCCGGGUACAGAGCUGGAACAUUACACAGCGGAACAGCAAGAAAAUGGCUAUGACAGCGACAGCUGGUGCCCACCAUUACCAGUGCAAACUUACUUACACCAGGGUAUGGAAGAUGAACUGGAAGAAGAUGAUGACCGAGUCCCAACACCUCCCGUGCGAGGCGUGGCUUCCUCUCCUGCUAUCUCCUUUGGGCAGCAGUCUACAGCUACUCUUACGCCAUCACCACGGGAGGAGAUGCAACCCAUUUUGCAGGCACACCUGGAUGAGCUGACAAGAGCUUAUCAGUUUGAUAUAGCAAAACAAGCAUGGCACCUUCAAAGCAAUAAUCAACCUCCACAGCCUCCCGUUCCACCAUUAGGUUACGUGUCCGGAACCUUGAUUUCUGAUUUAGAAACAGAUGUUGCAGAUGAUGAUGCUGAUGAUGAAGAAGAAGCUUUAGAAAUCCCCAGACCCCUGAGAGCCCUAGACCACACUCCUGGAUCCAGUAUGGACAAUCUAGACAGCUCUGUGACAGGAAAAGCUUUGACCUCCUCUCAAAGGCCUCGACCCACCAGCCCAUUUUCUACGGACAGUAACACCAGUGCAGCCCUGAAUCAAAGUCAGAGACCUAGGCCCACUAAAAAACACAAGGGAGGGCGGACAGACCAACAGCCAGCAUUGCCUCAUCGAAGGGAAGGGAUGACAGAUGAUCUUCCACCUCCACCAGAUCCCCCACCAGGUCAGGGUUUAAGGCAACAAAUAGGCCCGAACCAGCCCACUGGUAAUGUGGAAAAGUCAACAGAGAGGAAAGGAAGUUCUCUAGAGAGACAACAUGCAUCCAACUUAGAAGACACAAAGAGCUCACUGGAUUGUCCAGCUAAAACCUCCCUAGAGUGGCAGCGACAAACCCAAGAAUGGAUAAACUCCACAGAACGCCAAGAAGAGACACGGAAAGCCUCACACAAACCAAGUGUUGGAUCAGAGGAGGCUUUGGUGCCCUACAGCAAGCCUAGCUUCCCAUCUCCAGGAGGCCACAGUUCAUCUGGAACAUCUUCUUCUAAAGGUUCCACUGGACCCCGAAAACCUGAAGUGUUGAGGGGUGGCCACCAGCGCAACGCCAGCGACAUUCUCGACAUAGGAUAUAUGGGCUCAAACAGUCAAGGACAGUUUACAGAGUAACUGAGAGGAGACAUUCAAAGCUGCUCUGAAGGACCAUCAGGUCUGAACUCAUGGAAGUGAUGACAGUACACAGUGCAAUGAACAAUUUCUUUUAUUUAUGUACUAAGAGAACUGUAAAUGCAAUGUAAAGAUACACAGCCACACAUAUCCCACAGAUAUUUGACUUGUGUUCUUCUCCUAAGUACACCACCCACCUUAACUCUUUCUUGUCAGGAGUAUAUCAAAAAGAAAGAAAAGAAAACUCGCUCUCCAGGAUGAAAAGGAUUUCCUCUGUAUAUAAUUUCUUUUGUGCAUUGCUAUGCAAGCUCACUCUUUUUAGCUCUGUUCAUAUUAUUGUCUGUUCUUAUUGGUCUCUUGUACUAUAUGUGAAUUAAUAGGCUGUGGUGCCAUAUAUUAACUUUUAAUUGUGUAACUUUUUUGUUAAAAUUUUGCACUGCAAUUUUAUUUGGUGAUAAGCACAAAUCUCUACUCCUCAUGACAUGAAGAAAAGAUUGAAUGUGAAGGGAGUUUCUGUACUGUAACCUAGGUUGGAUGAUGCUGGUGUAACCAAUCAUGUUAGAUGGGUUUUGGUUGGGAUUUAGAAUAGGAAAAUGCCAAGGAAUGAUAGUGUUGGCAAAGUGUGCUUGGAACACCAGGAAAUGAGUCAAGUUGAAAACCAGAAAGAUGGUUAAAAGUUGAUAAAAAUCAGGGGUCAAGAGAAGAAAAUUUAAGUCUUUCAACUAAAUAUGCAUUGAAAUAUGCAGGUAGCAAAAGAUGUACUAAACUUGCUUUUAAAAAAGAUAUUUAAAUUUUAUUUAGAAGCAACUUCACCUGUCAUUGUAAUUGACCCAUCAGACAAUUACAAGCAAAUGGAAAUUAAGGUGUUUCACAAGAGCUGUAUUUAUAUUACAAUUUUUUAAAAGAGCAUUUUCUGAAUUACCAUAAUUAAUCUUUCCAACUCAUUAAGUCAGAAUAUAACAUGAAGUUCCCCCAAGGAAACAAAUAAAAUGAACUCUAGAGCAUCUAGCAAAUAGAUAAAGAAGCAAUUUAUUAUCAGGACAUUCUCGAGCUGCUUUCAAAUACGAACUCUAUUGUAAUGUCUCAUUUCAUCUUUCUAAUACAUGUGCAGUACACACUGGAUGAUAGAAUGGCAUCACACAAAUUCAAACACUUUUAAAAACAAUGCAGACUAAGUACAGUUCUGCAUUGCCCCCUUGAUUCAGAAGUGAAGUUGGUGCCACUGAAUAGCAAAAUCAUCAAUGUUUAAAAGCAGUGCUCAGAGUAUAUUCAGUUCACAGUAAGUAGAUUAUUAAAGACAAAUAGUACUUUAUGGUACAUCCUCAGAAAUUGGCUACCCAAAUCUGUUUGACCCAUCUUGACUUGAGUAAAUUGAAAAGAAAAAAAGGAGAAAAAUGCAUGUUUAUACACUUUUUAAAUAAAACCAAAUCUUGU
Molecule: messenger RNA, 6191 nt
Organism: Dipodomys ordii (Ord's kangaroo rat)
Lineage: Eukaryota; Metazoa; Chordata; Mammalia; Rodentia; Heteromyidae
Gene: Robo2
Product: roundabout, axon guidance receptor, homolog 2 (Drosophila)
Exons: 29
Coding region: 222-4760 (1512 amino acids)
Cellular component (GO): neuron projection
Molecular function (GO): protein binding
Source: RefSeq, a predicted model, not a curated record